AUGGCACACCGUCUGAUGAUGCAUCACCAACCUCACAACCACGAAGCUUUAGAGUAUAGCGACGAUGGUUCGAGCCAUAGCAGUGAUUCCGAUAGCUUCAUCGUCCCCGACUCUGAAGGGGAUGAUGGAAACUCACUUCCGCAAACACCUACAGUUCCCCAAUCAACUCUGAGUCAGAGGUACAGACGCAUAAGGCCUGUUGAACGCAGCGCGUUCUCGGAGGUCGAGGACGACAGAUUCUCCGGCUCAGACGAGUCUCCGACGCCCUACACGCGCCAUCGAGACGUCGACAGCGGCUCGCGAGGCCAGCACCGCCUCCACUUUCUAAGUAGCAGACUCGAGGCGUUGGCAGAGGCAAUAGAAGAUAUGGCAGCUGAUAUCGAAGACAUAAAGUACGAGAUCUAUGAUAUACUGGGGGGGGUUCUACAGGAUAAGAGGCGCUGA
Molecule: messenger RNA, 444 nt
Organism: Fusarium poae
Lineage: Eukaryota; Fungi; Ascomycota; Sordariomycetes; Hypocreales; Nectriaceae
Exons: 2
Coding region: 1-444 (147 amino acids)
Source: RefSeq, a predicted model, not a curated record